This is a messenger RNA of Trichoderma gamsii, 2043 nucleotides long. RefSeq lists its product as hypothetical. The record is from RefSeq and is a predicted model, not a curated record. NCBI's taxonomy places the organism in Eukaryota, Fungi, Ascomycota, Sordariomycetes, Hypocreales, Hypocreaceae. The transcript is spliced from 2 exons. Bases 1 to 2043 code for a protein of 680 amino acids.
AUGAGCGGCACUUCUGUCGUCCAACACAUCGAUGCCGUCGACGCCUUUGCCAGGACCCUUCACGUGCGCACCACCCAGUCAACCGUCCCGUCGCUCUCGACAGAUGCUUCUCACGCCGUCCGCAACCUCCACAAUGCCCUGCGCGAUCUCCGCGUCGAGGCUGCCGACCCGGACUCACGCCUAAACGCCGCAGACUCGUCGUCCUACUUGAAGCAGCUAAACUCCAUCAUCAAGGACUCUCAGACGACGCUGAAGCAACUCGAGCUUGUGCUGGAUCUGAACAGCAGGGGCGGGGGGCCGUAUGCGGAUGGUGCUGCCGAGGGCAUCGCUGCUGUGCAGACUAAGCUGGUUCACCAAAAGACUGUGAUUGACGCCUUUUUGGAUCUGGUGCGAGUUAGCAGCGCUCCGCCAAGCAGCGGCCGUCGCGGGCCCAGUCUGGACUACAUCAAAGAAAAGGUCGACACCAUCGGGCGCAAGCUUUUUCGUCGCGAUAGCACCAACAGCAAGUCUACUGGAAGUGGCGACGACAAGCUAUGGAAAAGGUUCCAGGGCGAGCUUGUCAAGGAGGGGUUCUCGUCCAAGGUGCUGGAUGAGCAUGAGGAUGUUCUGCGCGCCUACAUUCACGAGAUCGAGACCAUGCUGUCUGCCAAAGACGGCGCUCCUCCUACUGUCCAAGGCCUCCUAGAACUUGACGGCAAUUCUGCCCCCGCGUCUGCGCACAAGUAUGGGCGCCAUAUGACAUUUCCGCUCGCUGAUUACCAAAAGGCCCCUGCCAGCAUGAAGACUGAAAGACUGAUGCCCGAUCAACCUCCAUUCCCUUCGCUCGCCCCAGAGCUAUCUUAUGACUCCCGUUCUUGGGCGCCAGCUGAGGCUGGUGGCAACGUUGCUGGCUCGUACACCUUCAUCUCGACCCAGGAACUAAUCAUGCUGGACUCCCUCAGUACUGGAAUGGCUGGCCUCAAUCUGAGCAGCUCUCCGCCACAGGCCGAUAUUCCGUCCUUCCAACCCAUGAUGUCUGGCGCUAUGCCGCUACCUGAGAUCAAGAUAUCUGGGGCUACAGCUCCUCAGCCGAUUCCCCAAAAGAACAAGCUUCAUGUAGAGGGAACGCCUCAGAUAUACGGCUCCAGUGCUCCGCCGGCAUAUGGGGGUGCGCCGAUGCUUCGUCUGGCUCCUGAUAGCUACGGCCGGGAUAUCCCCAUGGGCGCAGAAUGGACCAAGAUCGACCGCUCUGUCGUUAGCCCUGAAGCUCUUCACCUGGCUAGAGUGCGGUACGAAGCUCGCCCAGGCUAUGUUGCCGUCCUUGGCCGCCUGACUCUCGAUGAAGUUACUUACUACGCCCGCCUUAGCGCCGAACGUCGUGCUGCUCGGCAUGAUGAUGCUGCUCGGAAAGACAAGACCUCGGGUAAACACCGUUCUCACCAUGCCAAAAAGCAUGAGCGAACGGGCUCAGAGAGUAGUCGAGACGAGGAUUCCGAGGACGACAAAGACUCAAGCGACAUUUCUGACGAUGACAAAGACUCGGGUGAAAAGAAAAAUAAGAAUUAUCCUGUCAUUGUGAGCCCGCCAGAAAAGGACAAAACAUCUCCAACUGGUUCCACUAUGCCCAAGUCAAUCUUGAAGAACAAAAACACAAAUCACGUGCGGUUCGGUCCUCAUCCUUAUGAGGUGAAUCCCCGAGCAGAAAGGGAAAGCCGUGAGCACCGAGACUCCAGCUCUAAGAAGUCUCGAGAUCGUGAUGAGAGAGACAGGGAUGACCAUUCCAAGCGCCGAGAUGACAGAGAACGGAGACGACGAGACAGUGACCCAUCAUAUGGCGACAAACAUCGCAGGGAUAGAGAUCGUGAUCGUGAUCGACGAGACCGGGACAGGGACCGGGACCGGGACCGAGACCGAGACGACAGCUACCGCGAUCGCCGCGAUGACCGCAGGCGAGACAAGACAGCCGGCAAGACGCCUUGGGCCGAAGCACUUGGUGCGGUGGGCAUUGGCGGCGCUGCUGCCAGCUUGCUGGGCGUUUUGGCUGAAGCUGCCAUAGGGAAUUGA